CUGUGAUGAUCUGUUAUGGUGUUAUGUGAGGAGGGUUUUUAUCGUGAGGAUCUGGCCUCCCGCGCGCAGUCCGCUGUGGGAGCUGAAGCUGAUGGAGGCGCGAUGGCUCCGUUUCCCGACGAGGUGGAUGUUUUUACCGGGCCUCACUGGCGAAUGAAGCAGCUGGUGGGGCUCUACAGCGAGAAGCUGUCCAACACCAACUUCUCCAACAUCAGGGACUUCCGCUCGUUCCUGCAGUCGCUCCUGGCCGUGUUUACGGAGUUCAAGAUGCACGAGCAGAUCGAGAACGAGUGCAUCAUGGAGCUGCUGCAGGAGCGCAGUCAGACCGUGUAUCACGUGCACGCAGACAACAAGCUCUCUGAGAUGCUGUCGCUGUUUGAGAAGGGGCUGCGCAGCGUCAAGAGCGAGUACGAGCAGCUGAAUUACGCGCAGCAGCUGAAGGAGAGGCUGGAGGCCUUCACGCAGGACUUCCUUCCUCACAUGAAGGAGGAAGAGGAGGUGUAUCAGCCGAUGCUGAUGGAGUACUUCUCGUACGAGGAGCUGAAGGACAUCAAGCGUCAGGUGAUGCUGCAGCACUGUAGUAAUCGCUCGUGGAGCUCCGCCGCAGACCUGCUGAAGGGCCUGAACCUCUGGAGCCACGCCGAGGAGCUGCACAAGGCCUUCAAAUACUCCGACCACGAGAAGACCGAGGACGAUGUCGUGUGUAAGUGCUGCUGGGGCUUGUUUCCAUCAGAGCGGGGCAGCGAGCGCGUGUCGGUCUCGGUGCUGCCGCAGGAGCUGCUGCUGAGGGUCUUCAGGUUUCUGGGGCCGGAGGAUCUGUGUCGCUGUGGACAGGUGUGCAGCGUCUGGGAUCAGGUGUCUAAGACCGGCUCCCUGUGGAGACACCUGUACCCCGUCCGCUGGGCUCGAGGUGAUUAUUACAGCGGUCCUCCGGGCGAGUCGGACCAGGAUCCGGAUGAGGAUUGGGUGAAGAGUCUGCAGGACGAGGGACGAGCCUAUCAGGAGUGGGACGAGGACGCAGACGUGGAUGAAUCGGAGGUGUGUGAGGAGUCUCCAGCCAUCAGCGCGGUUCAGAGAGAGAAGAGGCUGCUCAAUGGGAUCGUCCAGAACCUGCUGCCCGCCGUCGGUCCGUCCGUGCGCUCGCUCAGUCUGGCCUACAGCUCGGCCGUCUCCAGCAAGAUGGUGCGACAGAUCCUCAGUUUGUGCCCAAACCUGACUCACCUGGAUCUCACGCAGACUGACGUCUCCGACUCUGCCUUUGACAGCUGGGCGGAGUUCGGGGCGUGUCGCACUCUGGAGCGGCUGGAUCUCUCGGGAUGCGACAGAAUCACGGACCGCACACUGAAGAUCCUGUCGCUGGGAUUGGGCGACUUAACGACGUCCAGCCCGGAUCGCAGAGCCAAGCUGCUGAGAGCCCCGCCCUCUCCCAUCAAUUUCCAGGACGAGUGUUCGCUCCCACCAAUGGGACGCAGCUGCCAUGAUCUCAUUUUCAAGCGGAGACCUGGUGGGCGUGGCUCCGGGUGUGGCCCCGCCCACGUGUGGGCUCUCAACCCGUCCAAACUCGCCGACAUCGAGGAUGCAGCCGACUGGAGCAAACGAGGGGGCGUGUCUGUGCAGGAAAAGGGGCGUGGUGACAGCUCGUGCUGCUGUAGGAGGAGCCGGAGGCGGAGCUUCAGGACUGGUGUUAGCUCCUCCCCCUGGCAGUACGGCUCUAUGGGCGAGGCCCUCUGUGGUCACUCCACCUGCUGUACCUCCGACGUGGCGCUCUGGACUGUGAGAGCAGCGCACGGUGACCUCCAGGCCACCGGGGGCAGUGUCGAGUUUCGGACUAAAUGCUCGUUUGAGGGUGAAUCUUGCCCCGAGCAUCCUCACAACAGGACUGACCAAUCAGGAGCCUAUCGGGCGCUCAGGUUCCUCAGCCUGUCCGGAUGCUAUCAGAUCACGGAUCUCGGCCUGAGGUGUCUGUCUCAGCGUGGAGGACUCCCUCUGCUGGUGCAUCUCAAUCUCUCCGGCUGUCUGUUCAUCACGGGGGCGGGGCUUCAGGAGCUGGUGACCGUUUGCCCCUCCCUCAACAUCGAGCACUUUUACUACUGUGAUAACAUUAACGGUCCUCAUGCUGACAAGGCCAGCGGGUGUCAGAAUCUGCAGUGUGGCUUCAGGGCUUGCUGUCGAUCCGGAGAGUGAUGCUCUUUAGUCUGUAUUCCUCUCUUUACCCCCCCCCCCCAUCCCUCUCUCAUCUCUCAUCCAUGUGCACUUUAAUCAGGAAAUUUGUAAGAGAUGCUCUUCGACGCAAUUUGAAGUUUCCCUAAAAUCAAGUGAAACUCGGCAUCGCAAACCAUCAUCUGAGAGCUAUUGUGAAGGAACUAAAGGAUGUAUAUGUGUAAAUAAAUCAGUUGUCUGUUCAGGCUCACGUGGGAUGGAAGAUGCUCUUUAAAUGGACAUUUUGAGUGCUUUAAGAUGCCAGUUCAGUUAGCGUGGGUUUUUUUGUUUUGAGUAUUUCACCCAGGCACAUUUAAAGUCCGUCUCAAGCUCAAUUCUGAUUUUACUGAGCCAUUACUUUAGGUUUAAUGUUAAAAUCACCUGCUUUGGUUCCUCUACUUUGGACUAAUAAGGUCUUGAAUAGGAAAAUACUCUAUAUAAGUUAAUAGGCUUGAGUUCACAAGCUCAUUGAAUCCAAAAUAAACCCGUUAAUAACCAGUGUUCAUAACCUGAUGAGGAAAUGACCGGAUGACUCCCAAAUAUUCUCUCCAGAGCUUUAUUGAGCGAAACAUAAUCUGUGAUUAAAUAUCUGGCAACCGUGUUAAAGUAGGAGCGUGUCCCCUUAAUUCAAGCUUUGGUUGGUUAAAAAAAAAAGUGGGUUGUGUGCUGUAAUAAUUCCUGGGUAUGUUAUACUCGUUAAUUCUCCACUCAUUUUUCGUUUUUUUGUUUGUUUUUUUUUUAGAUGCUGCAUGAUCCGUUUCUUUUGAGUUCAUUAGCUGACCAUUAAAAGCACCUUGAGAUAACA
Molecule: messenger RNA, 3004 nt
Organism: Cyprinus carpio (common carp)
Lineage: Eukaryota; Metazoa; Chordata; Actinopteri; Cypriniformes; Cyprinidae
Product: F-box/LRR-repeat protein 5-like
Exons: 11
Coding region: 16-2184 (722 amino acids)
Biological process (GO): intracellular iron ion homeostasis; SCF-dependent proteasomal ubiquitin-dependent protein catabolic process
Cellular component (GO): SCF ubiquitin ligase complex
Molecular function (GO): protein binding
Source: RefSeq, a predicted model, not a curated record